CAUUUUCAAGCCAAAAGCAAACAAAGGAGGAGACAAUCCAACCACGUGACCUGUCCAAAAAAACUUACCUGCCUGCAACCAUAUUUUCUUUUUCAUCACCACAUCCCAUUCCCAUAAUUCUCAUGUCUCUCUCUCUCACUCAUCAAUCCCACACAUCCCUUCACACCACAAUCUCCUUUUUUUCAAAGUUAAAAAAUGCACCAACCAGUUUUCCAUCAUUAUAAUAAUUUUUGUUCAUUUAUUUACUUUUAUUCCUGAGAAAAGUUUUUGGUCACUGGGUAUAGUUGUGCAUCUACAUUUGUGUCCACCUUGGCCUUUUGUUUUGUCCUCUGUUUGGUUCUUUGUUUGGUUGGGUUGUGAGCGUGCUCCAUGCUCACCUCCUUUUUAUUUUCUGCAACUGCAAAAGAAAGAAGAUAAUGGUAGUGUUAUCACCGGGAAACAACAACGACACACUCACAUGGAAUUAUUUGUGGGGGCUGUCCACACCUCAUAGAACCCAAACCCAACGCUCACAGAUCUCAAGGAUCUCACAACUUCAGCCUUGAACUUGGGUUUUUCUUUUUUCUUUUUUUCGCCAUUAAAGUUUUGCUCUUUUUGGUGUUCUCAGUGCUCACUCCUCUUGGCUGAUUCAAAUUUUUAGUUGCCAAGUUGGUCUGUGGUGGCAAAAAAGGAAAAAAAAAACAAUUUUGGCAUCUGGGUUCUUUUUGGCUUGAUGUUCAUUGAAUUUGGUCUAGUGGAAGUUGCUGUUUUGGUGAGGGUGGGGUUGCUUUGUGUGGGAAUCUGAUUCCAGAGACUGGCUUUUUCUGUUUGGAUAAGGUGAUAUAGACUGGACCUUCUUUGUGGGAAUGGGGAGAGUUGUUGUUAAUUAUGGUGGCUUGGAGCACUGGUCAGUGGUUGUGUGAGGGAGACACAGUUGAGGAACUAAUUUUAGAGUAUGGAACUUAGUAGUUUGGUUUUCUGGCUACUGGGGUUGCUGCUUUUGCAGUUGAUGGAGAUUUCUUCUGCUGUUCUUUCUCCAUCUGGCAUAAACUAUGAAGUUGUAGCUCUGAUGGCCAUAAAGGGUGACUUGACUGAUCCUCACAACGUUCUGGAAAAUUGGGAUUCUAGUUCUGUUGAUCCAUGUAGCUGGAGAAUGGUUACGUGUUCCUCUGAUGGCUCCGUUUCUGCAUUGGGAUUUCCGAGUCAGAACUUGUCUGGUACACUAUCUCCCGGAAUUGGAAACCUCACUAACUUGCAAUCUGUGUUGCUUCAGAAUAAUGCCAUUUCUGGUAGGAUUCCUGCUGCAAUAGGAAACUUGGAAAGGCUUCACACACUUGAUCUUUCCAAUAAUGCAUUUAGUGGUGAGAUACCCAGUUCUUUGGGAGGCCUCAAGAACCUGAAUUAUUUGAGGUUAAACAAUAACAGCCUUACGGGAUCCUGUCCUCAGUCUCUUAGCAAUAUCGAAGGUCUAACCCUUGUGGACCUCUCCUACAACAAUCUGAGUGGUUCCUUGCCUAGAAUAUCGGCAAGAACAUUAAAGAUUGUGGGUAACCCUUUAAUUUGUGGUCCAAAAGCAAACAACUGUUCUUCUGUUUUACCGGAGCCACUUUCCUUCCCUCCAGAUGCACUAAGAGGCCAAUCUGAUUCUGGUAAAAAAAGCCAUCACGUGGCACUUGCUUUCGGUGCAAGCUUUGGUGCUGCAUUUGUCAUUGUGAUUAUAGUUGGGUUUCUUGUUUGGUGGCGAUAUAGACGCAACCAGCAGAUAUUCUUUGAUNUAGUUGAGCAUAUUGGAAGUUGCUGUUUUGGUGAGGGUGGGGUUGCUUUGUGUGGGAAUCUGAUUCCAGAGACUGGCUUUUUCUGUUUGGAUAAGAGUAUGGAACUUAGUAGUUUGGUUUUCUGGCUACUGGGGUUGCUGCUUUUGCAGUUGAUGGAGAUUUCUUCUGCUGCUCUUUCUCCAUCUGGCAUAAACUAUGAAGUUGUAGCUCUGAUGGCCAUAAAGGGUGACUUGACUGAUCCUCACAACGUUCUGGAAAAUUGGGAUUCUAGUUCUGUUGAUCCAUGUAGCUGGAGAAUGGUUACGUGUUCCUCUGAUGGCUCCGUUUCUGCAUUGGGAUUUCCGAGUCAGAACUUGUCUGGUACACUAUCUCCCGGAAUUGGAAACCUCACUAACUUGCAAUCUGUGUUGCUUCAGAAUAAUGCCAUUUCUGGUAGGAUUCCUGCUGCAAUAGGAAACUUGGAAAGGCUUCACACACUUGAUCUUUCCAAUAAUGCAUUUAGUGGUGAGAUACCCAGUUCUUUGGGAGGCCUCAAGAACCUGAAUUAUUUGAGGUUAAACAAUAACAGCCUUACGGGAUCCUGUCCUCAGUCUCUUAGCAAUAUCGAAGGUCUAACCCUUGUGGACCUCUCCUACAACAAUCUGAGUGGUUCCUUGCCUAGAAUAUCGGCAAGAACAUUAAAGAUUGUGGGUAACCCUUUAAUUUGUGGUCCAAAAGCAAACAACUGUUCUUCUGUUUUACCGGAGCCACUUUCCUUCCCUCCAGAUGCACUAAGAGGCCAAUCUGAUUCUGGUAAAAAAAGCCAUCACGUGGCACUUGCUUUCGGUGCAAGCUUUGGUGCUGCAUUUGUCAUUGUGAUUAUAGUUGGGUUUCUUGUUUGGUGGCGAUAUAGACGCAACCAGCAGAUAUUCUUUGAUGUUAACGAACAUUAUGAUCCGGAGGUGCGUCUUGGUCAUUUAAAAAGGUUUUCAUUCAAAGAGCUUCGAACUGCAACAGACCAUUUCAACUCAAAGAACAUUCUUGGAAGAGGUGGCUUUGGAAUAGUCUACAAGGCAUGCCUAAAUGAUGGGUCUGUUGUGGCUGUUAAGAGGCUAAAGGACUACAAUGCAGCCGGUGGUGAGAUCCAAUUUCAAACAGAAGUUGAGACAAUCAGUUUGGCUGUCCACCGGAAUCUUCUCAGGCUUUCGGGGUUUUGCAGCACUCAGCAUGAAAGGCUCCUCGUUUAUCCAUAUAUGUCUAAUGGAAGUGUAGCCUCUAGAUUAAAAGAUCAUAUCCAUGGCCAUCCGGCGUUAGAUUGGACUAGGCGGAAGAGAAUAGCUUUAGGUACAGCAAGAGGGUUGGUUUACUUGCAUGAACAAUGUGACCCUAAGAUUAUUCACCGUGAUGUGAAAGCAGCUAACAUAUUGCUAGAUGAAGACUUUGAAGCUGUUGUUGGCGAUUUUGGUUUAGCCAAGCUUCUGGAUCAUAGAGACUCCCAUGUGACCACUGCCGUGCGUGGCACUGUUGGUCACAUUGCUCCAGAGUAUCUAUCCACUGGCCAAUCAUCAGAAAAGACUGAUGUGUUUGGGUUUGGAAUCUUGCUGCUUGAACUGAUCACAGGUCACAAGGCUCUAGAUUUUGGGCGAGCAGCGAACCAGAAAGGUGUAAUGCUUGAUUGGGUUAAGAAGCUCCACCAGGAUGGAAGAUUAAGUCAAAUGGUGGACAAAGAUCUAAAGGGAAACUUUGAUCUGAUUGAGUUAGAAGAAAUGGUUCAGGUUGCACUCUUGUGCACACAGUUCAAUCCUUCACACCGCCCCAAGAUGUCAGAAGUAUUAAAGAUGUUGGAAGGGGAUGGCUUGGCUGAGAGAUGGGAGGCCUCACAGAGGAUUGAAACACCAAGGUUUCGGUCUUGUGAGCCUCAAAGAUAUUCAGAUUUAAUAGAGGAAUCUUCACUCAUAAUUGAAGCCAUGGAGCUUUCUGGCCCUAGGUGACAAGCAUCUUGGUUUUCCACUAUAGCUCCCUGUUUAAAACAUGUAGUUUAAACGUUAAAAAUGACAUUCUCAUUAGUGUCAAUACCUAUGUAAUGCUCGUAUUCAUCUGUAAAAAGAAAAAAAGGAAAGUCUUGUAUAAGUAUCUUUUUGGAAUGUUCA
Messenger RNA from Vigna umbellata (rice bean), 3883 nucleotides. Lineage: Eukaryota; Viridiplantae; Streptophyta; Magnoliopsida; Fabales; Fabaceae. The record is from RefSeq and is a predicted model, not a curated record.